UUCCUUUGAUAAUUAUGUCUUCUAAGCAAAUUUUAAGUUUAUUGCAACUACGAUAAAUUUUCAUAUCGGAUUUUUAUGCUGAUCCAUUAGUAUUCUACCGAGCUGAUAAUCAGUAUAAUGGCAUUAUACCUAUGAAUUCCGCUCUUGCUCACUGCUCAGUCAUGUGAUAUGUGAAUAAGAUCUCGGCGAUUUUCUAAAGAAAAAAAUCGAGUGGUUUUAUUGUUUAAAUUUCAUUAUGGUUAAUGUUAAUUUUCGUCUAGUUUUAGUUUUUUUGUGCAUCGGUAGAUUAUGCUGUGAUGAACUGGAUCCAAAAGAUAGAGCUGCAAUCUUGAGUAAAAUAAGUAGUAAUCUUAUGGUGAUUCCGCAGUCAAUUAAACCUCCCGAUCAAAGCGCGCCUCCAAAUAAACAUUUCCGCUGUAAUGAUGGAGAAUACAUCUCUGGUAGCAAUUUUUGUCCUCUUUAUGAACCUGAAGCGAUAAAUCCAUGGACUGGUGAACGUUUUGAAACCUGUGACGAUGGAAGCGAUCGUACGUAUGGAUGCGACAAAUAUGAAUGCGGGAAAGGUUACUUCAAGUGUGAAAAUGGAACAUGUGUGGAUAUAUCUACCCGUUGUAAUACAAAGAAAGAUUGUUCCGAUGGAUCUGAUGAAUUAAAUUGCGGAGACGAAAUAAAUGUUCAGAAUUGUUCAUUGGCUGCUGGAAAAUUUCUAUGUCACGAUAAUUUAAGAUGCUUGGAUUUAGAGUACACCUGCAAUCAAGAAUGUAAUUGUUUUGAUUGCUCGGAUGAAAAAGAAAAUUGCACGAGUCACGAUGCUGAAUUGAUGAACAAAUGUCCUCUGUCUUAUUUCACUACUCCAAAUGGUCCAAAAUGCUUUUGUGAUACCGACAAUCCUGAAAUGAAAAAAUUAUGCGAUGAAAUUAAACCAUGUGCACAAUCAAAUGUUUGUAAUCAAAGGUGUCGUCAGUGGAGGAAUAAAAUUUCUUGCUCGUGUUAUGACGACUACUCGUUCAUCGAUAUAUCUGGUGCCUCAGGAUUUGUAUGCGCGAGUAAAGCAUCUUACAAUAAUUUAUUAGCGUAUUCGACUUCAAAUCAGAUAAAAAUUGUCAACUUGACAUCCGGAGAAAAUAUAUUCAUCAAAAAGAAAGUGCAAUGCGGUGAUGUCGUGGGCAUCCGUGAUCACCUGUAUUAUACAUCCUAUGACUAUAGUGAUAGAAAAACAAUUUAUAGAACUUCCAUCUCGUCUGGAAAGACAACUAAUGUGAUUCAAUCGAACUCUUCUAUAGUUUCAUUUGCUGUGGACUAUGUAACUGGUAAUGUGUAUUUUACUACAAAUACAUCGUUAUCUGUUUGUUCAAACGAUGGCCAGAUUUGUACGCAGUUGAAAUGCUGUAACGUGAGAUACGUUGCUUUGGCUCCAAAAUCUGGGCUAAUGUUUUACAUGAAAAAAUCUGAUUACCAAGAUGAUAAAUUCAUUAUGAAAUCUUCAAUGGACGGUUCAAAUGAAGAUUACAUGGUGGAUGGCGGUUUUAGUCAUUUUACCGCUUUGGCAGUCGACGAAUCUACCCGAAAGUUGUACUGGGUGCAGAGCGAGGAAAGUGAAAUUUGGUCAAUAUCGUACGAUGAAGGACCAAAUGAAUUGCGGUCAAUCAAGUAUCACGGAAUCUUGAGAUAUUUUUCAGUGCUAGAUAGCGAGCUAUUUUUCACGAAAUUACGAGAUAACGAAAUCUACCGAAUUCAGAAUAUCGAACGUUACACAAAAUAUUUCAAAAAAUCAUAUUUCGGUGCAUUAACACCAUAUUUCGGCUACGGCUCUAGCUACAUGUUCCCAUCCUAUGGUUCCCCCUCAAUGAAUGAUCCAUAUCUAUCCUCUUAUUCUAGUCCAUUUUCAGUUAGAUAUGUACCCCAUGUAUCAAUAAUACCCUCUACUAAAGUUGCAUCUAAAAGUUCCAUUAAAGGUAAAACUCAACCGACAUCGAUGUAUGAUUAUUAUCCUUCAACUGUGGCUUCGUUAGAAGGAAUCUCACUGUAUGACAAUAACGCGACGCGAUUGGUUGAUAGAAACGUCACUUUCACCAUUAAAGAUCUAUACGCUUAUAAUCCCACAUGGCAGGCUUCUAGCAAGAAUCCUUGUUCGAAAGUAUCCUGUAAUGGCUUAUGUUUGAUACGAGCGAAAUUAUCACCAAACGAUGACGAUUGGGUUUGCAUUUGUGAUGACCUGAAUAAGAAAAAUGGUCAGAACUGGUGCGAUGAAUCUUAUCAAGAAAAUAAUCCUGCAGCUGCCGAGUACUCGAAUGAUGCAGAUACUCGUAAAAAUGAACCGCUCGUGUUGAAGAGCCAGUCUGCAGGAAAUCAGAAGGCGUUUAUUGUAACUGUUGUAUUGGUUUCCGCAUUUGUAUUGGGGCUGGUAGUAUUGGGAGUUUAUUUUGUGUUUAGAAAACGAAGCUUGUCUGAGUAUUCUAGAACUCUGCGGAAUUGGAGAUCUAAUAGGUCUUUGGAACAAGUGAAUAUGUGCGAUCGAGUGGAGACGUAAUUUAUUACCUAAUGUGAUUUUAUUGACUUACUUACCUAUACAAUUACAUUAUUGAUUUUAAA
Planococcus citri (citrus mealybug) is the source of this 2592-nucleotide messenger RNA. RefSeq names its product vitellogenin receptor-like. The transcript is spliced from 11 exons. The record is from RefSeq and is a predicted model, not a curated record. Gene Ontology annotation, molecular function: protein binding; hormone binding. Gene Ontology annotation, cellular component: signaling receptor complex; plasma membrane; apical plasma membrane. Gene Ontology annotation, biological process: receptor-mediated endocytosis. Lineage: Eukaryota; Metazoa; Arthropoda; Insecta; Hemiptera; Pseudococcidae. Bases 236 to 2530 code for a protein of 764 amino acids.